This is a messenger RNA of Symbiodinium pilosum, 167 nucleotides long. The record is from the annotation of a GenBank genome assembly. NCBI's taxonomy places the organism in Eukaryota, Dinophyceae, Suessiales, Symbiodiniaceae.
GUACGGAAGGUCAUGCUUGCCAAACCUUGGUUGUUUGUGGGCCUGGCCCGGCCAGCGCUUUUGCCUUGCAGGCCUUCAACUUAAAAUCGCUGCCAUUGCGCUUGGAGCCCCAAGAGGACUCUCCACUGCGGGCCUUGCCGCCUCCACGGCCGCCAAAAUUCUUUGAG